Messenger RNA from Acyrthosiphon pisum (pea aphid), 2200 nucleotides. RefSeq names its product nuA4 complex subunit EAF3 homolog. Gene Ontology annotation, cellular component: nucleus; histone acetyltransferase complex. Gene Ontology annotation, biological process: chromatin organization; regulation of DNA-templated transcription. The record is from RefSeq and is a predicted model, not a curated record. Bases 337 to 1551 code for a protein of 404 amino acids. NCBI's taxonomy places the organism in Eukaryota, Metazoa, Arthropoda, Insecta, Hemiptera, Aphididae. The transcript has 10 exons.
CGCCGUGUAAUUCGGUAACACCAGAACCGCACAGUUACGUGUUACCACUGGAAGCUUGGAAUACGUCAUUCCUACUCCGCCUACUAUAAUAAUCAAUAGUAGAUUAUGCGUACGCACUACCGACGCGCACAACGCACAUGCGUACAAGCACAACGGGUUAAUCGAUACAACAAUGCAACAUGCAGCACAGGACGUCCUAGACGAGUGACGACUGACGACUGACGACAGACGCCAUUAUACGAGUAUACUACGACUUUACGGCGGCGGACGGACAACUACAGACUAGAGUAACUAGAACUUCAACUAGACAAUAAACUCUAAAAGAUUAUCAAGAACAUGGCGGACAAAAGCUACCAAUUCGCAAUUGGUGAAAAAGUCUUUGUAUACUACAACGGAUUGCUUUACGAGGCAAUAUGUUUAAAGCGACGAAAGACAGAUUAUGGAGAAAAUCAGUACUUUGUUCACUAUAAAGGCUUUAAAAAUAAAUGGGACGAGUGGAGUGAUGAGGAUAAUAUUUUACCAAUCAAUGAGAUUAAUAUGGGCCACAAGGAAAGGCUAGAAUCUAGUCGAAAAAAUUGUAAAGGAUCAAAACGAGGAAAAAAAUCUCAAGAACCUAGGGACACAGAAGAUGAUUCUUCGCCAAAACCAGCAUUAAGAAAACGAGGCAGGCCCAAAAAAAAUGUAGAUCAAUCUGCAGAACAAGCAGUAGGACAAUCUGCAGAACCAGUGCUAAGACUAUCUACAGUACUAGCGGUAGAACAAUCUGCAGAAUCAGUGGUAGGAAAAUCUGCCGAAUCAGACAAAGAAAACUCUGCAGAACCAUCAGUAGCAGAAUCUACAGCCCCAGCGUUCGAACAAUCUGCAAUCUCAACUGUAAAAGACAAACCAGCUGUUCUAGCUGUUGCUAAUAUGGUAUUAAAUAUUAUUCCAAGAUCAAAGCUUCUUGCAAAUGAAUUGCGUAAAUUAGUAAUACCAUUUAAAUUAAAAUACGCAAUAGAACUUGAUUGUAUAAUUAUGCAUCGUCAAUAUAACUAUGCAUCCCAAAAGCUAUUAAAAUUUCCGGAGAAAAACUUUUUGGCACAAGUAAUUUAUACCUUCACUAAUUCAUCUUAUUUUAUAGAUGAUAGCCAAAAGAUAUAUUCAAAGAUAUUCUGUGUUACUUUAAUGCAAUAUUUUAAUGCUUCUGUUCACAAACAUCUAACAUACAAGGUUGAGAAAAUGUACAAUUUACAAUGUAAGGCCGUGGAAUGUUUUCUGAAUAGAUUGAGAUAUCAACCACACAUCAAUUAUAUCUAUAAACAAUUCCUAAGACCCAAAUAUAUUUGGUGUUAUUUGUAUGGUCCCAUGUUUCUAUUAAGAUUAAUUGUUCGUUUACCAAAAAUUUUGGGAUCAACCUCGAUGCUUCCUGAAUAUGAUUCAAAUACCUUUGUUUAUCAUAUUAAAAAAUUAAUCCGAAAUGGAUGGGUAAUGGGUAUGACCAUUAUUUAUAAUUCAGAGGAUCUUUGUCAAUUUUGUGAUGUCAUAUACCAUAAAAGGAAAAACUACGAUUAAAGACAUACAGUUUACUCAACAACCCUAGGCACAUACAUAACAAAAAUGAUGCACGAACAUUCUGGUUUCAAACAGGUGAUCAAUGAUAAGAGAAAAGCUACUAACUCUCCAAGCGUGGUUAACAUCAAUCAACAUCCUAAUAUUAUAUAAUAUAUAUAUUGAUAUAUUUUGUAGUACCAAGAGGAAUCACUAAAAUGCAAAAGCGCUAACUAUAUUUCUUGUUAAGGCAAAAAAUUGUGUGACAAAAAAUAAGUUUCGUUGAGUAUAUAUCUAUAUAUCGUACCUAUAUAUCUUCAAUUGUGGGCAAAACUUAGAGACUUAUCAGUUUUAUUACAAUAACACACCAGCCCCUGCUUUUUUUUAAACUUUCUUGGCUAAACAUAGCUUAGUUACUUCAAAAACCAUUAUUUUGGUUCUAUAAUUUUGAUCUACUUUUAUGAUGUAUUUGGAAAUUUACGUCAUAAAGCAGAGGACCUCAAAACAGACCAGCAGUGAAUAAACAAGUUUAUGAAUAAAAGUUGGAUUAAUACAAUUUCUAAGAAAAGGGUGAGGUACAGCUAACGAAUGCCCAAACCGUCAUGUUUUAUUAAACACGACACCGUAUAUUAAAAACUACAUACAUUUUUUAUAUAUUUUAACCUAUCGAUAA